Molecule: messenger RNA, 1766 nt
Organism: Cololabis saira (Pacific saury)
Lineage: Eukaryota; Metazoa; Chordata; Actinopteri; Beloniformes; Belonidae
Gene: map6d1
Product: MAP6 domain containing 1
Exons: 3
Coding region: 249-1133 (294 amino acids)
Biological process (GO): microtubule cytoskeleton organization; cytoskeleton-dependent intracellular transport; regulation of microtubule cytoskeleton organization
Cellular component (GO): Golgi-associated vesicle; microtubule; cis-Golgi network
Molecular function (GO): calmodulin binding; microtubule binding
Source: RefSeq, a predicted model, not a curated record
AGCAGAAAUUGUCAGAACACCGGCUCAUCUCCGCCGGCUCUCCUCCGGUGCUGACAUGAUGGGCGCCUGGACGCUCCGCUUCCCACAAACUGGCGUGGAGGGAGGGCACUAGUUUGAUUGAUUUUUUUUUUUUUAUUAUUUCUUUUAAAUGUAACCUUCCCGUUUUCUCUUCUUUUUCUCUCCUUUCUUUCUUUUUCUUUCUUUUUUUCCUCUGCCUCCUCCACCAGUCAGCCUGACGGUGGUACAGUAUGGCUUGGCCGUGCAUCAGCAGAGUGUGCUGCCUGGCUCGCUUCUGGAAUCAGUUCGACAAGUCGGACCUGUCGGUCCCGCUGACCGUGCACAGCUACUCGGACGUGUCUGAGCCGGAGCUGCGGGAUCUGCGGGAUCUGCGGGAGCAGCGGGAGCUGCGCUCCGUCACCAAGCAGGUGUCCGACUCGGAGCGCCGCGGCUCCCCCCGGGACGGCCCGCCGGCGACCCGCGGGUCCUCCAGGAGCUACAAGCCCCGGGAGGACUACCGGCCCCCCGGGGUGCCCUUCCCCAGCGUCACCCAGUACAAACAGGACUUCAAACCCUGGCCCAUUCCCAGGAAGGAGACUUUCCCUUGGAUUAGUAACGGGGGCAGCAGCAGCAGCAGGGCGGACAGUGUGUCGGACAGUCCGGGGAACAAGAGCCGGAGAUGCGGGGAGCAGCAGGUGAUGAUGGAGGACAGCAGGACCAGCUCCUACAGGCAAGAGUACAGGCCGUGGACAGGGGCGAAACCAGCCAAAAGCGCAAAAAGAAAUCCCCAAGCUCAAUACUCCAGUCCAGGGACAGAUGCCACCCGCAUCCCACGUGAGACCAGCUACCAGGCUGCCUACAGCGGGGAGAUCAGCAGGGCCACUAGCGUGCAUCAGGGAGAGCACAUUUUCCCGUCUGCUGCCUCCACCGUACAACCCCCCCCAGUCGCCCAGCUCGCCAUCACUGCCCCACAAGUUGGCAGCUCACCAAGUCCCUCCAGCCUCCAGCAAAGCGUUCUGCCCAACGGGACCGAGCCCAUUGGAGCAGCAAAGACAGAGGAACACCUGGUGAGGACCAAACUCCCCCCAAACCCUUCUGCCGUCUUUCAAAGUGGAUCGAGGGUCUUCAACAUCUGACAGCAGCUGCAAUCUUCUCCCAUUCCGCUUGGAUCAGGUUCACUUUCUAGGAAUCGACAGGGGAAUGUUUCCAGUCCACAACACAAGAAUCUAUGCAAGGGAAUGUAUUGUUGUGAACCCCGCAGACCUGCAGAUCCGUAUUGCCUCCUCCCCGCGCCCCCCAAAAAAAUCCUUUUGCACUUCUCUCUCCCCCUGUUGCUAUGGAAACAAAUAUGCAUGUAACAAUAGUUUUGAAUCAAUCUCUUAUUUUGUUUUUUCAGCUGUAGACGCACAAAAAAACCCUGGCUGCUCUGUGUGUUUGUGUGUGCGCGUGCUUUUCUUCUCCUUUUAUUGCACAUGAUGUCGACGCGUCGCCAACGAUGGAGGACGUUGUUAGUCAUCAAGUGUGUUUGCUUCGAGUGUUGCACUUUGGUGUUACAAAUUUGCUUGAAAAGAUGUUAUUUCCUUAGUACUCAGCAUACCAUUUUAGGAAAGUAUCGUUAUGUCUCUUUUGUAAAUCUGUUGUUGAAGAAAAAAUAGCAAUUAUAUCAUGUAAGUGAAAUUACAAUUAAAGAUUACUAGCUUUACUCUUUCACUUGUAUUUUUGGUAUAUUAAGUUUUGGCCAUUUACACGAUUAUAUGAAUGGGGUCCUU